Molecule: messenger RNA, 1203 nt
Organism: Mesoplodon densirostris (Blainville's beaked whale)
Lineage: Eukaryota; Metazoa; Chordata; Mammalia; Artiodactyla; Ziphiidae
Gene: C1D
Product: C1D nuclear receptor corepressor
Exons: 5
Coding region: 78-503 (141 amino acids)
Biological process (GO): regulation of gene expression; maturation of 5.8S rRNA
Cellular component (GO): nucleolus; exosome (RNase complex)
Molecular function (GO): RNA binding; DNA binding
Source: RefSeq, a predicted model, not a curated record
AGCCGGCGCGCCAAUGACGUCACCGCCGCCGACUGCUUUCUGGGAGGCCGGAGUGGAAGGCCCGCGAGUUGGUCAUAAUGGCAGGUGAAGAAAUUAAUGAAGACUAUCCAGUAGAAAUUCAUGAAUAUUUAUCAACAUUUGAGAAUUCCAUUGGUGCUGUGGAUGAGAUGCUGAAGACCAUGAUGUCUGUUUCUAGAAAUGAGUUGUUGCAGAAGUUGGACCCACUUGAACAAGCAAAAGUGGAUUUAGUUUCUGCUUACACAUUGAAUUCAAUGUUUUGGGUUUAUUUGGCCACACAGGGAGUUAAUCCUAAGGAACAUCCAGUAAAGCAGGAAUUGGAGAGAAUCAGAGUAUACAUGAACAGAGUCAAGGAAAUAACAGACAAGAAAAAGGCUGGCAAGCUGGACAGGGCUGCGGCUUCAAGAUUUGUAAAAAAUGCCCUAUGGGAACCAAAACCUAAAAAUGCAUCCAAAGUUGCCAGUAAAGGAAAAAGUAAAAGUUAACCUUUUGGUUUUGAUGUACACAUAUUCAAAAAGUACAUAAUUUUUAUUGUUUUCCACAAAAUAGAUGAUGAUUAUGUGCCAUUGUAAGGUUUAAAUGUAUUCCAUAUUGAAUUCGCGUGUAAGAUUUGCAUUUUAAAUUUGUAAUGCUAAAUACUUUUCCCCCAGAAAGAUUAAGUUAUCCUUAUUGAUUUUCCUAUAGAACAUUAUGUGGGUUUUUUUUAACAUUGUGGUAUAUUUUAUAUUUAUAGUUUACUGUCUCUUGACAAGACUUAUUUCCUUAUAUAGGUCAAUUUUUCAAGUGCCAUUUUAUAAGCAACUUGAAAUUUAAGUUAAAUGUUCUUUGCAAACAUUUGUCUAUUUUCGAUGAAUAAUGAUUUUAUGAAGUAUGCUGAAGUUUUAAAUACAUCUGUUUUCACUAUAUAAUAUUAGGAAAGAAAGAAAUGACUUAAAUGUCCAUUUUUUCUGUGAAGUUAUUUCAUUAUGCUUUCAUGAUUUUGGGAAUUACUGCUUUUUGUGAUGUUUGAAGUAUCCAUUUAAGACUUUUAAGGUUAUUCUUUAAUUCUUGGUGCUUUGCCACUAUGUCCCAUUUAAAGUAAAAAUAUAUUCUCAUUAACUUUAGAUGGGAAAUGAGGUUGUAUAUUGAUGGCUGAAUUUUGGCAUAAUGGCUAUACACUAUCAAUAAAGCUGUAAAUGUUGUGUA